AUGGUCGGACUGGUCAACCAUAAUUUAAAAGGGAUUGUAUUAGUUUCGUUCACCUACUACUUAGUGUUCAUAUCUGUGAAACUGUUUUAUUUACUCAAAACUGGCGCUACAACUGAGCAGAUCUUGUACUUCUUAUGCUCAUUCACGUUUCUUCUUUCUCGGGCUUUGCUCAUGUCUUUGCUGGCAGCGAGAGUGCACACCGAAGCGAAGAAACCACUUCUGAUUUUGUUCGAUGUCUCAACCCAAGAGGAUAGUAAAGAAGUACAACGUUUUCGUCUCCAAAUGAUGUAUAACCCAAUCGCAUUGACUGGUUCGUUGUUUUCCAUCACAAGAAGCACAAUACUAAAGUUCUUCAGUACGAUCAUGACUUAUGAGUUAGUAUUGCUGCAGCUGAAUGAAAAUCAAAAAGAUACAACUACCGUGGGACAACUGAAUGAAACAUUGCAUUUACCUUAA
Molecule: messenger RNA, 456 nt
Organism: Ostrinia furnacalis (Asian corn borer)
Lineage: Eukaryota; Metazoa; Arthropoda; Insecta; Lepidoptera; Crambidae
Product: gustatory receptor 5a for trehalose-like
Exons: 4
Coding region: 1-456 (151 amino acids)
Biological process (GO): sensory perception of chemical stimulus; detection of chemical stimulus involved in sensory perception of taste
Cellular component (GO): membrane
Molecular function (GO): taste receptor activity
Source: RefSeq, a predicted model, not a curated record